AUGCCUCACACUGGUGGCUAUGCGCUGCGCAGGAAUGCCUCUUGCCUGAGCACUGAAACAGAUUGUGGUGGAACGACUCCUCCAUUUCAUGGCUGCUGCCCUGGAUAUAUGUUUUGCCCAGGGCCUCAAUACAACGUGAUCUGCUGCCCAUCUAACGCCGACUGCAGUCGUACAAUGGCUGAAAGCUGUGCGGAUAGCAAAGCAGAUCUCUACUCGUCUAAUAGCUCCGACUUAGCGAAUGAGGGGUUUUGCUGUGAGAGAGGCAGAUUUGCCUUCACGAUGAAGGACAUAACUAAUAAAGGAGUCGGAUGUGCAAACCACUUGUCUGAUCUACAAGCUAGCAUGCGCCAACGGCCGAUUCUCUCUUCUGCUUCAGCCGCAUCUACAACAACUUCGAGUACUACCACAUCUUCAACAUACACAAGGACUAGUGAACCACAACCGGCUUCGUCGACCAAUCCCGGGGCUAUUGCAGGUGGCGCCGUCGGGGGUGCGGCUGGCGCAGCGAUCUUGAUUGCGCUUGUGUGGUUCGUUGUACGUUGUCGAAACAAACGACGCCAAGGAAACGAAGUACGAUCUAUGCCUUCUCUCUCUACAAACCAGACCAAACAAUACUUACCGCAAUCAAAGAGUUGGCAUCAAGCAAGCCCAUCGGAGCUUGGCGCCCAAAAACAACAACAAAUUGCCGAAUUAUCUGGUGGGCCUGUGACCGACCAAUAA
Penicillium hordei is the source of this 720-nucleotide messenger RNA. RefSeq lists its product as uncharacterized. NCBI's taxonomy places the organism in Eukaryota, Fungi, Ascomycota, Eurotiomycetes, Eurotiales, Aspergillaceae. The record is from RefSeq and is a predicted model, not a curated record. The transcript has 2 exons. Bases 1 to 720 code for a protein of 239 amino acids.